CGACGGCUGAGGCGAAUCGCGGGUUUCUAAGCGUAAUGAGGCUGACGAGCGGGACGGAGCCAAUUAGUCCCAAAGCUGAACCCCCACGAAUAGCCGAAAAGGGCAAAUGUUCUCAACCAGGAAAUGUGCGCGUUUGUGUCUGCGUACGCGAAAGAGCGAGCGAGUCAGGCAAAGAGUCCGAGAGGCAGGCAGGCGGCCGCCGGGGUUAUUGGAAGUGCGCAGCAGGUUGCCGCUCUUGAACGCUCCAGCUUGGAGAAAGUGUGGCGAAGCAGGCAGACGAGCGUAAACAAGGGAACGUGAGGCUGCGUCCAGCAGUUACCAAACAGCGUGAUGGAAAUGUCAGCAGUGUGCGGAUUAGAAGUAGCAGCGCGGGGUCUGCUAGUGAGCAGCACAACCUCCGAGGCUGUCGGUCCAUCUUGCAUGACAGAAGGAGGAGAUGCUCUUGAGGAGAAAUCGGCUGGAAGUUCAGAAGAGUCCAGAGGGGAGACGCCAGGCAGGGAAGACUCGAGAAUUGAUCCUCCUGAUGGACAGCAAGAUCCCGAUUCGGACAAAGGCAAAGAGAAGAAAGGAUUAGGAAAAGAGGUCCUGUUACUAAUGCAGGCCCUAAAUACACUGGCAACCCCAGAAGAGAAGCUGGCAGCUCUGUGUAAGAAAUACGCUGAUCUUCUGGAGGAAAGUCGCAGUGUUCAAAAGCAAAUGAAGGUUCUUCAGAAAAAGCAGGCACAGAUCGUGAAAGAAAAAGUACACCUUCAGAGUGAACACAGUAAGGCCAUCCUGGCCCGUAGUAAAUUGGAGAGUCUCUGCCGUGAGCUACAGCGUCACAACAAAACCCUAAAGGAAGAGAAUAUGCAGCGGGCACGUGAGGAUGAAGAAAGACGCAAGGAGGCAACUGCUCAUUUCCAAAUGACACUGAAUGAAAUUCAGGCGCAGAUGGAACAGCAUAACAUUCACAACACCAAGCUGCGCCAAGAGAACAUUGAACUGGCAGAGAAGUUGAAGAAACUGAUUGAGCAAUAUGAGCUUCGAGAAGAACACAUUGACAAGGUGUUUAAACACAAGGAGCUGCAGCAGCAGUUGGUUGACGCCAAACUACAGAGAACUGCAGAGCUAAUGAAGGAGGCAGAAGAGAAACAUCAGAGGGAGCGAGAUUUUCUUUUGAAAGAAGCUACUGAAUCAAGACACAAAUGUGAACUGAUGAAGGAGCAGGAGUCUCAGCUGAAGCAGCAGUUAUCCCUAUAUAUGGAUAAGUUUGAAGAGUUCCAGACAACGUUGGCAAAAAGCAAUGAAGUUUUCACCACCUUCAGGCAAGAAAUGGAAAAGAUGACUAAAAAAAUCAAGAAACUUGAAAAAGAGACAACUGUCUGGCGCACAAAAUGGGAAAAUAACAACAAAGCUCUCUUGCAAAUGGCAGAAGAGAAAACUGUCCGGGACAAGAAUCACAAAGCCCUUCAAGUCAAGCUGGAGCGCCUGGAGAAGCUGUGCCGAGCGUUACAGAGAGAGCGCAACGACCUGAACAAGAAGGUGGAGGUCUUACAGGGCCAGCUGUCCACCGAGGAGACGGGAGCCACCGACCACGCGGCGGGUGAAACCUCGAGCUCGGAGCACACCGCCGAUGAGGCCGUCGACUCGGCCAGCGAGGACGUAGGGAUACAACCCGAAACGGGCACGGUGGGCAUCCCCGGGAGCGUGGCCCCCGAUGGUCUGGUCCCGCUGGUUCAUCCUGUGAACUGAGCGGGCGGCGCUGCGGGUUGCGUCUACUUUCGUGUUUGCUCCGUUGUUGGUAAUUCUUGGCUUUGUGGUGAGGGUUUUGUACUUUUGUUGUUUUUCUUUACCACAUUUGUUUUUUUUUUUUUUCGUUAGAAGUUUUGAAUUUCUUGUCGUUCACGAUGGCUGCGCCAGGCAGCUUUAGUCCAAAAGGCCCCCCACACCUCACAACUCUUGUGCCCACCUCCCUCACUCAAGACAAAGCAAAUGGAAAUUCUAAUUUUAGGAGCCUCUGAACAACGUGUGCUGAUCUUCGGGUGGCGAGCCGCUGGGUGGGCCUCUCGUUCAGAUUGACGCGUGUCAGUCACACGCCCAGGACUCCCCCCUCUGGACUGGUGGUCUCCAGCAGUCAGGUGACAUUCCUAAAGUGCCCUCACCCCACCGUGUCGUAAGCAGACUCUGUGACUCCGUUUAAAGGCCAACACGAGCUCCCUGCGUCCCCUUCAGCCUGAAAUGGACCACCUUGGACGUCUCCGCUCUGAUUAUGAGUGUCUUACCCACCUGCUCGUGCCCGCGUGCCCACACACACACUGCCUCCAUUCCCUCACUCGCUCACCUGCCCGCCAUUCUUCAGCCUUGUCGCCCAACGUCUUUGUAUGGCAGAUCAUGUGUGUGGUGCCACCGAGCCAGGCAGAGACAGAACACCACACAGACUGGCACGGCCUCAUUGGCUCCUUCAGCGCCAGGUCAUGGGGGUCCCGACAGCCUUUCACUGUUGAUUUUUGACGUUUGUCCUUUUUCUGUUCAAUGCCAUUAAAAUGUUACCCUGGCAGGGCGGGCGUCUUUGAAUCCUUAAGGUACCCCAAUAGACGCCAGUGUCGAGGCCAUGAGAUCUCAGACUGAAACCCAGUAGGUGCCAGUGGGUGAACAUUGACACCCCUGGGCCAGCUGUGGUCUUGUGACCCCCGUGAUUUCCUGAAUGUAUGGCGUCGUUCUUCGCCUCCUUGGACUGUGAGCCCUGCUGCAUGUGAAUAUACACGCGGGCUCGGACCCCCAUACCCCCCAAAGCGAUUGCCCCGCUAGGCAUCACGGUGCCAAGUGUAACACACCACGUGCAUCAGGAGGCACCACCGAUGAGCCCGCUGGGUUUGGACGGGCAUCACUUGUCACCCCUUGCGCUUUGAUUCUCAGGAUAUGCAAGUUAUCUACCUCUACGGGGGGCCGCACACGAGCGCCGAGGCCGAGCUCCACUCCCACCCAACCACCGCAUCAGGGUGCUUCAUGUUGUUCGGUUUAUUUUUACAGAAGCCCACCUUGUCUUUCUAUUACAAA
Molecule: messenger RNA, 3036 nt
Organism: Erpetoichthys calabaricus (reedfish)
Lineage: Eukaryota; Metazoa; Chordata; Cladistia; Polypteriformes; Polypteridae
Gene: txlng
Product: taxilin gamma
Exons: 10
Coding region: 331-1731 (466 amino acids)
Biological process (GO): regulation of cell cycle
Molecular function (GO): syntaxin binding
Source: RefSeq, a predicted model, not a curated record